Corticium candelabrum is the source of this 1207-nucleotide messenger RNA. RefSeq names its product pre-mRNA-splicing regulator WTAP-like. The transcript has 7 exons. Gene Ontology annotation, cellular component: nucleus. Lineage: Eukaryota; Metazoa; Porifera; Homoscleromorpha; Homosclerophorida; Plakinidae. Bases 114 to 1106 code for a protein of 330 amino acids. The record is from RefSeq and is a predicted model, not a curated record. Gene Ontology annotation, biological process: regulation of alternative mRNA splicing, via spliceosome.
UAGAGAAUCCGGGCCACAAUGUCACAGCAAGAGCAUGGGAUCAUAGCACGCCUGUAAUUAUGUCUGACAACUGCUGAUUUCUAACAAAGCAGUCUUCAUUUCAUUCUUUUGUCAUGGAUCACGUUUUAAAGGCAGUUCAGCAAGAUGAAAGCGUGUCUGACGUUGUUCAAAAUCCGCCCAAGCGUACAAGGCUCGGUAAUGAGCAGUUGCAACAGAUGUCCAAGGAAGACGUUAUUGCAAGUUGGCAGCAACAGGAACUGUAUAUUGAUUGGUUGGAGGAGCAGAAAACGAAACGUAGUAGUGACGAAGAGCUAGUAGGACUGCGUGAGUCAGAGGCUAAAUUGCAACUUCAGCAACAGGAGUCGACUAGAAGAGAAAAUGUGCUCGUUAUGAGAUUGGCAACUAAGGAACAUGAAAUGCAGGACCUGAUGUCACAGAUUCAUGAAUUGAAACAUAAUCAGAUGUCAGUUACUGCUCAGUUGCAAUCGAUGCUUUUGGAUCCAUCUGUCAACAUUCUUUUUCAAAAGCUGCAAACAGAUCUAGGUCAGUUGAAGGGUAAAUUGGAACAGGCACAGGAUGAUCUAAGUGCUUGGAAAUUUACUCCUGACAGUGUUACUGGAAAGAAAUUAAUGGCCAAAUGUAGGUCUUUGAUUCAGGAGAAUCAAGAAUUAGGAAUGCAGAUGUCUCAAGGUCGCAUCGGACAACUUGAAAGUGAAUUGUCAUUGCAGAAGAAGUACACAGAUGAACUGAAGACAACACAGACUGAACUAACAGAGUUUGUUCUUCACACUGAUGAAGAAGUGGAGGCAAUGCAGGCGACAAUACUGACUCUUCAGGAGCAACUUCAUGUUGCUCAUCUACAAUUACAGAAUCAGGGUACUGACAGUCCUUUUACCGCAACAGUAAAGUUCUUACCACCCGUGAAAGCAGAAGAUGUUAGAAUAGGUGGCACCGGAAAUGGUGUGCAAUCUAUUGUAGUGGAUGAGAGGAAUUGUGAUGAUGGUGGUGUAGAUAAUGAGUCACUAGUAGUAAGUAAAAGUCAGACUGUUGUGAAUGAAAACGGAGAUACAGAAAGUAGGACUAGUAGCUUGAUGCUAGAAGGCUAGCAGUUUGUAGGGAACUGUUCAUCAGUAGAGACAACAAUUGUAAAUGUACAUCUGAUAUGCUGUGGCUGUGAUACAAAAAUAUAAUAGUGGCAAUGUGUUUU